Arabis nemorensis is the source of this 252-nucleotide messenger RNA. The record is from the annotation of a GenBank genome assembly. Lineage: Eukaryota; Viridiplantae; Streptophyta; Magnoliopsida; Brassicales; Brassicaceae.
AUGAACCACAUCAAUCAUGUGUAUUUGAAGAGGAGAGGAAAGAGACGAGCAUGUACCUUUUCGCCAGUUAAGGUUCUCUCCGCAAUCGAAUUGGCUAAUGAGGUAAUGGCAUCAACUGUUGGAGCUGCCAUUGCCUCCCAUAUGGACAUAGACAAAGUUAGUUUCACGGGAUCAACAGAUGUUGAGAGGAAGAUAAUGCAGCUCUCAGCCGCAAGUAACCUCAAAAAAGUUUGCCUUGAAUUGGACGGGUAA